Eremothecium sinecaudum is the source of this 1455-nucleotide messenger RNA. RefSeq names its product Nop8p (gene NOP8). The coding region runs from base 1 to 1455 and encodes 484 amino acids. Gene Ontology annotation, molecular function: RNA binding. The record is from RefSeq and is a predicted model, not a curated record. The transcript has a single exon. Lineage: Eukaryota; Fungi; Ascomycota; Saccharomycetes; Saccharomycetales; Saccharomycetaceae.
AUGUCAUUAACGAAGCGUAUAUAUGUUGGUAAUAUUCAUAAAAAUAUAGAGAAGUGCACCGAAGCGUUGUAUGAGCGUUUUAAGCAAUUCGGCAAGUGUAUUAGCCCGAGUUUUGAGUGUCACUCGACAUUUGCAUAUGUUACAAUGGAGUUCGAAAGCAUUCAAGACUUUAACAAGUUGAAAUCAAAUUUGCAUAAUGUGAAGUUUAUGAGCAAUAGGCUAUGUAUUGAUACAGCAAAGGAGACAUGGAAGGAAAGAUGGGAGCGGGAGAACCAGGACACAAAACUCGAGUCUGCGAAGGAGCGCGAGCUUUUGAAUCAGCAAUGGGAAUAUUACAAGCGUAUUCAGAAUAUAAAGAUGUCAUGGGUUGAUAGACGUGAUGUAAUGCUGGGGAGAAUGCGCAAGACUCCUAGGGAUAAGUACAAGUUGAAAAAGGCUACUUUCAGAGUUAACGUAAAAGGGCAGCUGAAAGUUUACAAGUGCUAUAAGGACAAGUUGUGGGGAUACGAGAGGAAUAAAUUAUUGAGUGAUUUGGUGUUUAAGUUUGUGCAGAACUACUGGAAGGAUUCCAAUAAUCAUAUCGUGGAUAAGCUAGACUAUAGCAGGGCAAACAAAUUUUUAGUGCGUAGGUUUGCUCCAGGUGAACAGGCAGCAUCGAAGCAGCUUGCUAAUGGUCAAGAAGCAGAUGAUGUUGAGGAUGACUUAGCAUUGGAAGCACAGAAGAACACUGACAUUCUUUCUAGUGUGCUGAAUAAUUUUGAUUUUGCAAAGCCAUUGGAUCUGGAAGAGGCUGAUCUUGCUGGCGCGAUGUUCAAUUCUCAGCCUUCUAACAAAAGGGCCAACAUUUCGGACUACAAUAAUGAUUCAGAGAUUGAGGUAGAAGGUUCAAACGACUCGAAAGAAAAAGACCAUGUGCAUUCAACUAAGGAGACACUAUUCGACAGAGAACCAACUAACAAUGAUGAAGAGGAAGAGGAAGAAGAAGAAAAAUUUAUGCCAACAUUCGGAAAACCCCAGGGUAGCAGUGUAAAACCUCAAAAUGUUAACGACACUGAAACGUUAAGAAGCGUGUUUAAUCCUCAGGCAGAUGCUCAGACAACAUUCAGACUACUUACAGAUGCAGAUGACACUAUUGAUUACGACAAAAACACUCCUGAAGAAGAUGUUAUACAGCCUACGGUAGAAACAGGAUCAGCUACAGUCUCACCGGCCUCUUUACAGGCUGGAAGGGGAUUGUUUUUCCCUCAUUUCGAAUCACCGUUUUUAGCUGCCCAAAGUCAACUAAGCAAGGUUCAGAAGACUUCUAAUAUCGAAGACCGUUUUGCAUCUUGGGAAGAAACCUUCUGGGAUAAUAGAGCAGCUUGGACUCGCCAGAUGAAGCUAAAGAAAAGAGAUGCACUCUGGAAACAAAAGAAGAAGUCCGGCAAAGGUCUAGGAAACAUAAAUUUACUAUAG